AUGGCUAAUGCUUGGAAGAAAGAGAAACCCAUGAGACCCCUAUUUCUUCUCUUCUCUGUCACUCUCGUCCUCAUCUUCAUCUUCUUCUUCCUCGCCUCUCGCCCUUCCUCAAACCCCUCCCCUCCAGGCCUUCACCCCACCAUCAGAACCGAUCUCCCGAUUUACCCAAUCCCACCUUUCAACUGCGAAGAGUGCCCGCAGUCCCACCCUGUAAUCGCUAACGUAGUCGAAGGCCUUAGCUACCCUUUCAUCUACUCGCUCGCCGAUUUGGGUAGUUUGCCCGAGAAGCCGCACAAGGACAUCGUCAGAUUUCUCAAGGGCAAGCCUUUUCGGAGACCCGAUAUAUCGGCGACGAUUCAGGGGGUUUUGGAGAAAUUCAAAGGUGAAGGGAGGGACAAUGGGCUUGUGGUGGACGUGGGUGCCAAUGUGGGCAUGGCCAGCUUCGCCGCCGCGGUUAUGGGCUUUCAGGUGCUAGCUUUCGAGCCCGUUUUCGAAAAUUUGCAGAGGAUUUGUGAUGGCAUUUACUUGAAUCGUGUUGGAGAUUUGGUCACUGUGUUCGAGGCCGCAGCCUCCGAUCACCCUGGCAAUAUCACCUUCCACAAGUUGGUCGGUCGGAUGGACAAUAGUGCUAUUUCAGCCGCUGGUGCAAAGUUGGCCUUCAAGAAUAAGGAAGAGGUGGCAGUUCAAGUAAGAACCAUCCGUCUUGAUGAUGUAAUCCCAGAUUCAGAGCCUGUUCUUCUGCUCAAGAUUGAUGUUCAAGGCUGGGAAUAUCAUGUGCUGAAAGGAGCGUCCAGGUUACUAUCAAGGAAGGCAAGCGAAGCACCCUAUAUCAUUUAUGAGGAAGAUGAACGGCUCUUGCAAGCCAGUAAUAGCAGCACAAAAGAGAUACGAAAUUUCCUACGUGGUGUGGGUUACAAUCAUUGCACGCAGCUUGGUACAGAUGCACACUGCACCAAAUUGGGUUAG
Prunus armeniaca (apricot) is the source of this 966-nucleotide messenger RNA. Lineage: Eukaryota; Viridiplantae; Streptophyta; Magnoliopsida; Rosales; Rosaceae. The record is from the annotation of a GenBank genome assembly.